AUGGAUCAAUCACCGGGAUUAGACAUUUCACAGGAACCAGAAAGUGCCGACCCACAAGAUGCCUAUGAACGUGGGCAUGGCCCUUAUCAGCCACACGAACCGGGUUAUGGUCUUGACCAGCCCGGAUACAGCCCAUACGAGGAUGAGAUUCCCGAUCCCCAAACCCGGAUGCUGGCAGUCAAGAAUGCAAAAGCCUAUUUACUGAAGACCAGCACAAAAUCUGGCCUGAACUUAUAUGAUCAUUUUGCUAAUAUACUAACAAAGAUCCUGGAUGAACAGCCCACAAAUACGGUAGACAUAAUUGAAAAUAUCAGCAAGGAUGUGAAGUGGGCUCAGUUUCGGAAAAAAAUGGACACUCUUCGAGAUGAACAUUUGAUUCUUCCAACAUUUGAAGCUGCAGAAAAGUAUAAAGCUUUGUUCAUCAAGGAAGAUGGAGAAGAAGAACAUGAAGAAUUAGAAGAAGAGAUGGGACAGCCCUCUCUACCAAACGUGAUGGAAACAGCCUUUUACUUUGAACAGGCUGGAAUUGGCCUGAACAAAGAUGAAUCCUAUUACAUAUUCCUUGCCCUUAAAAACCUAAUUAAUGUUCAGCCAAUCCAGACCUGUCGCUUCUGGGGCAAAAUUUUGGGCCUGGAAAUGAACUAUAUUAUAGCUGAAGUACAGUUACAGGAAGGGGAAGAGGAGGAAGAAAUAGGAGAGGAAGGAGAGGAAACUGUUGAUGAAGGACAGAAAGAGGUGGGUGAGGCUGAAGAAGAAAAUGAGCAGAAAGCAAAAGAAGCUGAACCACCAAAGUCCACCUAUAAACCACCACCUGAGAUCCCAAAAGAAGCAAAUGGGACUGGGACUAAUAAAUAUGUCUACUUUGUCUGUAACGAGCCAGGCACACCCUGGGUGAAGUUGCCUCCAGUGACACCAGCCCAGAUUGUCUGUGCCAGGAAGAUCAAGAAGUUCUUCACUGGUCGGCUGGAUGCUCCUGUUGUGAGCUUUCCUCCUUUUCCUGGAAAUGAGGCCAAUUACCUGCGCGCUCAGAUAGCUCGAAUCUCAGCAGGAACCCAUGUCUCUCCCACUGGAUUUUACCAGUUUGCAAAUGAGGACGAAGAAGAAGAUGAAGGAGCAGACACAUAUGAAGAAAACCCUGAGUUUGAGCCUCCUCCUGUGGCUGAAAUGGUGGAGUCCCUCGCCACGUGGGCACACCAUGUCAAGGGCAUUCUAAGUCAGGGUCGCUGCGUUUGGAUUAAUCCUUCUCAAAAAUCAGAGGAAAAUGAAGAAGAAGAUGAAGAGGAGGAAGAGGAGGAGGGAGACGAGCAACAGGAAGAAAGAGGACCACCCCUUCUUACUCUAAUCUCUGAAGAUGAAGGCAUGAAAGACAUCCCUGCUUGGACAGCUCAGGCUUCUACAGACCUGAUCCCACAAUAUUCUGUUGCAAUCCUGCAGUCUAACCGGUGGCCUGGAGCUUAUGCUUUUGCAUCUGGCAGGAAAUUUGAGAACAUCUACUUUGGCUGGGGUCACAAAUACAGUCCAGAAAGCCUCACUCCUGCACUACCCCCGCCAGCACAAGCAGAAUUCCCCAGCGGGCCAGGAAUCACUGAGACUGUGGACCCCACUGUGGAAGAGGAAAUGGCUUUCAAGGUUGCACAGGAAGAAGCCUUAGCCGAAGCUGGGGAAGGGGAAGAUGAGGAAGGGGAGGAUGAUUAA
Cinclus cinclus is the source of this 1695-nucleotide messenger RNA. Its product is annotated as radial spoke head protein 4 homolog A-like. The transcript has 6 exons. Gene Ontology annotation, cellular component: radial spoke; axoneme. NCBI's taxonomy places the organism in Eukaryota, Metazoa, Chordata, Aves, Passeriformes, Cinclidae. The record is from RefSeq and is a predicted model, not a curated record. Gene Ontology annotation, biological process: axoneme assembly; cilium movement involved in cell motility; cilium assembly. The coding region runs from base 1 to 1695 and encodes 564 amino acids.